This is a messenger RNA of Onthophagus taurus, 1851 nucleotides long. RefSeq names its product gremlin-2. The record is from RefSeq and is a predicted model, not a curated record. Gene Ontology annotation, molecular function: receptor ligand activity; BMP binding. NCBI's taxonomy places the organism in Eukaryota, Metazoa, Arthropoda, Insecta, Coleoptera, Scarabaeidae. Gene Ontology annotation, biological process: animal organ morphogenesis.
ACGAGAAUCGCUACCCGCGCAUUCACAAUUGAAACGUCACGUGGUAAUCGGGAGUUAAAGAUUUUUGUGCAAAAAAUUAUUUUUUUGUGAAACCCCAAUAUUUAGACCUAAAAAAAAUUAAAUCAAAAACGAUGAAUUUCUUGGGAACAUUCGUUAUUCUUCUCCAAACAAUAUUAACAGCUUUAUCCGUGAGGGAUUCUCAAAGCGACUCAAUCGCUGAUAUAAUAAACACUAAAGAAGUUGAAAAAUUAAUAGCAGAGCGACAAGAAAAUGAAGCAAAAAGCGAACGGAGAUAUUUAUUAGAAAAUGAAUUAGACGAAAACCCUCCAGAUCCAGAAUACGAGUACCAAAGGUUUGUAAAUGCAGAUCCGGAUCCACCUCGUACUGAAAAUCCUCGCAUAGAAAUCGAUUUAUUAAUGAGAAGAAGUAACACGAGUGAUCCAUUUAAAGGAACAGAUUUGCUAAAUGAUCUUCGUGGUUACAACGGAAGAAAUAUAUUAAAAAGUAGUAAAAACGCUUUAUACAUUACAAAAAAAGAAUACCUACAAAAAGAUUGGUGUAAAACGGAGCCGUUGGUGCAAAAAGUGAAAGAAGAGGGUUGCAUCACGCGGACGGUUAUAAAUCGCUUUUGUUACGGACAGUGCAACUCGUUUUAUAUUCCGAAGAACCCCAAAAAGAAGAAUCGAAAAAGGACCGAAGAAAACGAAGAGGAAGACGAGAACGGACCAGCUUUUAAGUCUUGCAGUUUUUGUAAACCGAAAAAAUUCACUUGGGUGAGUGUUACGUUGAAAUGUCCAGGAUUAAGUCCUCCUUAUAAAAGAAAAAGGAUACAAAGAAUAAAACAAUGUAGAUGCGGAACGAUCGAUGCUUAAAAUUAAUUUUUAUUUUCAAAUUAAUUUAUAUUUUAAAAUAAUUGUUUUAAAAGGCAUUUUUAGACAUAUCUAUUUAUUUUGUACCUGUGAUCGUAUCUUUCGAAAGUAGUAAUUACCAAAUCAAGGUAAAGAAAACAAAGUGUUAAAUAGUCAACUGUUAAAUCAGGUCGUAUGGUAAUCAUCUCGUUUAUAUUGCUUAAUUGAGACAUCAUGCAUAUUCAAACGAGUGGAAUCAUAAAACAUCGACGAUAAUAAAGCUGUCUACCGAUCCAAUUGAACGAACCGAUAGUAGAUAUACAUCAAGUGAUCUCAACGUUGUUUUUCUCACGUUUCUAAUAAGUUAGAAAUUUAUUCUGGUGGCAUAUCACUGUAAUGUCCGCGAUGUUUAUCCCGUCGUCUUGGAAUUACGAAUAGUAGGUACGCACGGCGUCGAAUAAGUCUACUUGAAUCGAUGCCAAACGCGAACGAAACCAAAAAAUAAAAAUACAAAACAAAAAUCGCCUCAUUAUGUAGAUUUCAAAUGUAAAUGUGGACUUGAAGAAAACGUCACCAUCGGGGCGUCGUUCGUCCCACUCUCAUCCUGUGGAUACGGCGACGUUGUGGCGUAAUUUACGCCAAUUACACCGCUUUUGCCCACAGACAGAAAAUUACGUUCUCAUAGAUUUAAAGAUAUUGACACCCGGAAGUCGGAAGAAUCUUUUUCCUUAUAAACCCGGUAACUUCUCAAACGAUAUUAUAUUUUAUCAUUUACGUCGGAUUUUAGGGAAAUCUUUUUAGUUACGAACACUUUGCAUUUUAAUCUUGGGAGGUAAUAAUUUCCUAGUUUCCAUAAUUUAAUACUCAUAUAUUAAAUGAAAUAGAUUUGAAACAGUUUACAUCCUUAAUACACAGUUACUAAUCUUACCCAUUAAUUAUUAAUGUUUGUAACUUGUCUAAUUAAUUAAUUCUAACAAAAAAGUUUUGUAGAAUUUUUUCAAAA